Molecule: messenger RNA, 753 nt
Organism: Prorocentrum cordatum
Lineage: Eukaryota; Dinophyceae; Prorocentrales; Prorocentraceae
Source: the annotation of a GenBank genome assembly
UUUCAAUGACCGAUGGGUAUGCAUGGUACGAUCCUCGAAGCAGUGACGGAACCUAAACCUGAACAAGUCAGAGGAAGUACGCCAUGCUGCCCUAGCUUCCCGAUGCGAUGAGCAACGCUGAAGAGACCUCAGGUCCCAGAGCACUUGCCAGUCUCAGGGGCCAUGCGGUGAGCAUGGCGAGGACGAAAAAACAGGGGGAGGAUGACGAGAACAUCUUUCGCGUUUUCCAAAGCACGAUGCUUCGCAGAGCGCGGCUUGGGCGUGCUGGCGAGGGACGUCCCCUCGGGAGGGCGCUCUACGCCACUUCUGUCUCCUCGCCCGCGGUUCUCGUCAUCGCGCCCAUUGGCGGGCGCAAGCCCGUGCUUGCGCCACACAAGGAGGACAUGGGCAAGGAAAUGAGACACAACCCUCAGUGACGAUAUCCAGGCCUGGUCUUCCUUGUGGUACGGUCCGCGAGGAGGAAGAGCAAGCGGAGGGAAAAGAGGACAAGCAUGAUGAUAGCCAUGGGGGGAGUAAUUCUGUCUGUGAGACGUCCCGAGGCUUAAGAAGCCGAGCGUCCCGAAAAGAGCGGGCCCUGCCAUCUGUAUGCUGCAACGGAUGCGCCACGAUGGAUUAUGCAUCCAGACCUGCACUCUUGAUGCUGCAGUGGGCGCCGAAUCCCGCAUCCUGGAUGCCUAGAACAAGACGAGGCGGCACAAACAUAAUCGUUCGGAGAUCCGAGCGGAUUCCUGUGCUCGACGGUGGACCACCCUG